GGGCGCUUCGUCGUCGGAGCUGCUGCUCGAGGGGCGGGUGGCGGAGGCGGCGUGAGGGGGGAAGCCGUUUCCAGAGAGCGAGCUGAGGGGAUGCGGAGCGGCGUGGCUUUCCUCCUCUUGCCGCCGCCGCCGGAGGACUUGUAAGCGCCGAGGGGAGGGACCCGCAGCCUCGCUCCGUCCUGCUUCUUUCUUUGCGCGCGGGCUCCACGCGCUCCAUGGGACUCGGCUGAGGCGGGAGCGGCGGCGCCGCUGCCCGUAUCUCCUUCUUCUUCUUCUUCUUCCUCCCCUCCUCCCGCUCCUCUCCUCCGAGGAAGUUUCCCGCCAGCAGGCGCGCCCUGGUGGGCAUGAAGGGGCGGCCGGGCUGGAGCCGCGGCCAGAGGCGGCGGGACUCGAGGGCGUCGUGCCGGCGAAGGGCGAAGCGAGUCUGACCGGCGGGGGUCGUCGUCGCCGCUGGCGGAGGCGCGGGGGGCGAUGAUGGUGGCGGCGGCGGCGGCGGCGGCGGCGGGUGAGGAGACGAGGAGCCCCUCACGCUGAGAGAGAGGGAGGGAGGGAGCGCGGCGCUUCUCACCUCUCUCGCCCCCGACCCCCUUCGCCCCUCCCCGGCCACAGGUGCGCGGAGAGACCGCGGAGGAGGAGGAAAGAUGGCUCUGGUCAAGGUCUACUCGGUGCUGGAAGGUAGGAGGAAAACUGGAGAAGGGGUUGGAGAGCGCCCAGGGUUUCAGACAUCAUCACCAUUCAUCUCGAUCAUCGUUUUUUGUUGUUGCCAUCGUUUAUUUUCCUAGACACCACUGCCGUUAUUGCCAUUAUUCUCCUUAACAGGGGAGCCUCCUUUGCUGCUCAUCUCCCUGAAAAAUCUGGAUGCCCAAGACUUGAGCAUGGCAGGAAGCAUGGAGAAGAAAGUCUCUUUAAGGACCUGCGGGGGGGGGGGGAGAAUUAUUCCCUUUCUUCCCCCUGAUCAGCUCAACGGGGACCAUCUCUCCCUCUCUCAGCUCCCCAAAGUGGCCAGCCAGCUGCUUCUCUCCCCCCCCCUUCACAUCCACCCUAGGGGGUUAAGUGGGGUUAAUCCCUGACAUCUAGGAGAACAGCCAGAUGCUGGAGCACAGAUAAGGGUUGCUGCAAUCUUCCAGCCACGAACGGGGUAGGGGGAGUGGGCAGGUGGAGGUGUGCCCCAGGACAUCUCCAGGGCUGCCUUUUUUUCUAUUUGACAGGGAUGUGGGUGUGUUGAGGUUUUCUGCUCAGUGUGUGUGUGAUUCCGCUGUUCUUCUGCUCCAGUUUCAGCCAUGUUUUGACUUUUCAAAGAUGUGUGGAGCGUUCAGCUCUUCAUUCCCCUGCCCCACUGCCACCCCAAAUUUCCGUGAUCUGAGAAUGCUGCAAUGUUAUGGGAGAGAUGGGGUUGGGUGGGGUUUGCCUCCAUUCAGGUCGUAACCCUGUUUGGUAAAUACUGCUCCGGCCUCACAGUUUUUAAGCUUCUUGGGAGGUAGAGAGUGAAGAGCUGGACCCAUUUUUAACCAACCUAUCACCCCCACCCAUAUGUCCUGCGAUUUGGCAUCUCUGUAGGUACAUGAUGCUGCCAAUACAUUGGGUAGCAUCCAAGUAUACCCCAAAGGCAUUGAGACACCCUCUGCCCUCUGCAUGAAGACCUGGCAUUUACUGACUGGCACACGACUUUCCCCCCUUCCUCUUUCUAUCCCCACCCCACCUGCACGCCCAGGAAACAGAGCCCAGUGUUCUCCACCUCAGUGUGGUAGGGGUGCUGUGAAUUUUUCUUGGAAAAGCUGUGGCCCACACCAAUAUCUUCCAAGCCCAGGGUUGCUGGCAAUAGGCAAGCAGCUCUCUUCCUCUCUCUCCUCCCCAUCCUUCCUAAGAUUAAGGUUUGGCCCAGAUUUGUAUCACUUGCUCUUUGUGAAAGUUUAAUGGCCUAGAUCUACUAAUCAGAGUCUGGGUCAAGACACUUCUGGCAAGGUGCCCUUUACCUGUCAAAGGAAAUGUCAGCAGUGCUCAGCAUGGCUGUGGCUGGCACGGUGCCUGUCUGCCUGGGGUCCCACCAACUAAUCCGUAGCAUAUUUACAACGUACCAUUAAACUUUUAUUAGAAGUAUGUGUUGCAUUCAGUGGUGACAAAUCCCAUAAAGGGUGGAAGAAACUGCCCAGGUGUUCCUUUGUUCCAAUAGGAUGAUCUGCAGCUAUAGGCUCUCUGGAAACAACUGCAGCGCUGUAGCUAGUUAUAGUUGGCACUUUCCUAGUUCCCUUCCACCCACCCCCGAAAUUCCUGGGUUUUAUAUACACGCACUGGUUUGUUUUCCAUAGCGCAUGGAGACAGGCCACCUGAGAACAUCCAUAGUUGAUUCCUUGGGCUUAUCUGAGUAUGCUUCCGUCCAACUACAAAGCUGGGGAAGUUUAUUUCUCUCGGGUGGGUGGGGAUGACUGAGUAGCAACUGAGAGUUAGGAAAUCCCAAGGAAAAUCCCACCCACUAGGUUUUCAGUGGGUGGGUGGAAUUCUGGUUCUGCUGCUGACAAAGGUAGUCAAGGUGAUUGUGGAGUGUCCCUAUGAGUACCUACAGCUUUAAGGACUGCCAGGUGUUCGUUUUGUUGUGUCUUGUUGCUGACUGUCACAGAGCUGCGGGUAGCAGGAGACAGCCCUUAUUUUAGAACUGUUGAGCUGCAUAAGGAGAGAAAUAACAGAUUCCCAGCCAGGUUUCUAGCCAGGAAUAGCGAGUGUAUUGAAAGCCAAAGAAGCCUGGAGGAAAUCCAAGGCUCCCAGUUUGUCUUUGGAAAUGGUAGCACAGGUGAUGGUAUUGAGAAUUGAACCUUCCAAAGUGUGCAGCUUUAUUACCAAUCAUAAGUGGAAGCAUGUUUAAAAUACUUUUUUUGAAACAAGAGGAAGCUGCACCAUAGGUUCCAACUCCUGAAUCUUUAAUUUUUGAUUUCACUGAGCAAGGUUCAAACAGUGUGUUGGUUAUUUGUUAUUUGUUGUUUGUUGAUUAUUUGUUGUUGAUGUUGUUGUUUGGUUUUUUAAAAUCCUUCUUACCUGAAACUUCCUUGGUUUAUACAAUAUAGUAUUUGUCUUCCAUAUUUCUGCAGCAAAAGUGUAGAAAGUGUAGAAUGGAAACGAGGUGCACCAGAUGUUUUGCAGCUUUCAUAUAUUUUAAUUACUUUGGAGAUGGCAUAGCAAACAGGACAUUCUGCUAAAAUAUUCUAUCAGGAAAUAGAGUUGUAUGGAAUGUUUGCUUUCCUAAUUUAAGGAGCAAGCUGAUAAAUACUGCAAAUAGAAUGAUGUUCGCCUCCUGUGCUAGGCUGACCUCUUAUGGUGUUGAGGUGGCAAAGUUUAUCUUCAUCCUGUCAUGUAUUCAUACAUUUUGUGUGACACAGAAUAGUUUGGACAGAUAAUGAUGAAAAGAAAUACUGACAUUUUAGGUCCAGGAAUAUUACUCUGUAACACGAUGUUUGCCUCUAUGAAUACCUUGUACGUGAGUUAAUUGCUGUGCUUCAGUGAUUUUUCAGUUUUGGCUAGGAAAACAGAGAGCUAUUAACAGCACAUCUAUAUAGAUAUUGAAACAUUCCAUUAACAAUGGUGUAGUAAGAUCCAUAGUAUAAAGCCUGUGUAUCAUGAGCUCAUCAUUGGAAGGUUAAUUGCACAUGCAAAGUGUAAGUGAGCUAUAAGCAGGCAUCAGUUCGUCUACGUCUUUUAGUGCUCCCACGCCUUUAUCCAGCUUGUUUCAUUGAUGCUGCUAAUAUUUAAAAUAAGUUUGUAUGCUACCUAAUUCUGAUACUUUGUUAUAGGUGACAAGCAAGAUUUAGCAUUUAAAUAGGAAUGAGAAGUUACCAAGGGCCAUCCGCAGCUCAGCGAGGUUUUGAAGCUCAGGUCAUCCCUCCUGAUCCUUGGAUGAGAAGCCCAACGCUUUGGGGUAGCAUAUUUGGGGUAGGAUGCAUGCUGGUAGCAGCACCAACAGUAAUAGGAUAUUGUGGUUACAAAUCAAAGCGCCUGCAAUUCAUCUCGCUGUUCGUUUGUGACACUUGAGUUUGUGUUGCAUAGCAUACUUCAAAUAACUUGACACUGACUUUGCAAAUAACCUAUGAUUACUUUAUCCUGUCUGCUAGGUUCCUGUAUUCCUGUAUAACCAGGUUAUUGCAUGAAUUUAAAAGGAGAUUUCUAUAAGAUAAUUUCUUAGCCGUAAUCCAGAAGGUGUCUCCAUCUGAGGAUCUAAAAAGAAACUGCUAUGAAUAGUUCUCAGUCUUUCUGAAGAUUGUAAUCCCUCUGAAAUUCCAUUUUUAGACACUUAAUAGAGAAUCAAGAGUAUGUCAUCCCAUUAGUUUUUAACUUGGUGCUGAACUCACUAUGAUAGCAGUUCUGUAUAUUACAUAACUUGUGUAACGCAGUUACAUUUUUGGAGGAUUGCUCUGGGUGGUUUAGCUGUUUCACAGCUGAAAACAUAAUUGGAUCCAACAUGAUAAAUGUAGCUUCUUUCGCCAUUUUGCUGACCCCAAAGUUAGGCUUUGAAGUGAGUUGUAUACUUGGAUUAAUUAUAUCUACUUUACUUGGUAUAAAAGUAAGUUCCUUAAAAUUCUUAUGUGGCAAAGAAGUUACAGUAGACAAUUUCAACAAGUUUUGGAGAAAGGACAAUCCUGAGGUUGUGGUAUCUGACAGAAUUUGCUGAGCAAGUCCUGCCUGACCAGUGUUAACCUAACUUUCCACUACAGAGGGGAUGCUGGUCUGUUAGGGCAUGUGGGGCAUUGCCCCAGCAAUCUCAGUCUGCCCUCAGCCAGCCUCCCGUCUUAUUUAUAACCUGCCCAGGGUGUGGCAAUGCUUGUUUGCUUCCUCCUCCUUAGUCUGGUGUGGGCAGAUCUACAUGAUGCAUUUGAAGCACAUGACUUCCUCAAAAGAACUAGAAACUGUAGUUUCUUGAGGCUACUGGAAACAAGAGCUAUGUGAAGAGAAAACUACAGUUCCCAGUAUUCUUUGGGGAAAGUCAUGUGCUUUUAAAGGUGUGUUGAAUAUGCUUUCAAUGCAUAGUGUGGAUCUGCUCUCAGUAUUGCUGUUGUAGAAGGGAGGAGGGUGAGGACAAAACUAAGAAUUUGUUGGCUCCGACUCCUCCAGCUCUUGGCCUCCCACCAGUCUUACUGGAUGCCAGCCACCACUGUUCAAUUAAGUGCGUUAAGACUGUGAGGAAACAUUUCUCAGUGGCGUUUCCACCGUCCUCCUUCCUCCAAAACCGAACGUUAGCAAUGUAAAUGCCUUGAUUCUAACUGUCACGCAGUAUUAAGGCAUAAAACCUCCCAAUAUUAAGACAUAAAACCUAACUUGCCGAUUGCAAAACCAGCUAUAUAGGAACACAUUGUUGCUCUUCUCUGGCUGUGUAAUAGCAUUCCUUUGAAAUGUAUCAAAUUCUGGAAUGAACUAAAGCCUCUGUAAAUUCGGGUACUCCUAUUUGGUCCUGUAACAAUGAAACUUCAAGCAGUGUGUAAAAACUACUCUCCUGUGAAUCUAAUGGAUGUUUUCCAACGAUAGGGAGAACUGCCACUUAAUGACAUUUCUUUCUGAAGAUUUAACAUUCCAGUCCCUUUAUGAUUAUAAGUAGAGUUCAAUCUGCAUUCAGUAGAAGCCUACAUUUCUGAGUCACUUCAGGGUUUGUUAACUGCUGCAUUCCAUUUGCUAAAGAAAGCUCCUUGUUCAUUUUCAAAACGGAACCUUUGGUUUGGGAGAAGAGCGAAGCCUUCACUGCAAUUUGCUUCUUGAGGGUGCUUUCCAUAUUGUUCUUCUGCAACGAUAUUAAACUUCUCGUUUUGGGUUUUUGUAAUUGUACUUUAUCCUACCCAUCCUUGUCCAGGAGUUCUGGAGAGUAAUGUUGUCCAGGUGUUAAGCUUCUUGUUUCUAGGGAUGAGGAAGGCAGACCCAACUUCAGAACCUCUUUGUGAACUUGAGUAACAUCACCCUGGGGGGCAGCAUUGAAAAAAGAAUGACUAUGAGCAAGAUGUUGAAUUAAACAUGUAAGAAACUCAGACAUACCCAGCAGUAAUUCUACUCAGAGCAGACCAAUUAAAACCAUUAGAUGUAACAAACUGAAGUCCAUUAAUUUCAGUGGGUCUUCUUUUAGCAGAUCUUAGCUGAAUCCCACCACUUGUUAUUGUUUUGAGUUGUGUGUGUGUUUCAUUUUCUCUUUUUAUGAAAACCCAGAAACAGCAGUCAUUUGUACAGAGUUAUAAGGUGUUAGCCAAUGUUCCUCAUACUUGAGAGUAGACCCAUUGAAAUCAAUGAACAUAAAUAACUUGGGCCUACUAAGACUUAGCUGGAUAUCACUUGUUGUGGCUUCAUACCCAAUACUCGUUUUUUAUGUAUAUUUUAAAUUACCUUCUGAAAUGUCUUGCAUGAUAGGAGCAAAGAACCCAUUGCCCUUUACCGAAGAGAAAGCAUAUUGAAUUGUUUCAGCUGGAGAGGCAAAACAUCAGUAUAGAAUAGACAUUGAUCUGAAGGCUCCUGAACAUGUCUCCAGCUUAUGAUCUAAAUAUUGUGUGCACAAACAGAAUGGGAAUGCCUGAAUUUCUGGGAAGUGAGCUGCUUUUGGUUCCCUGUACAGCUUCCUUUGAGACACACACAGAGAGAUCAUGGAAUGGAAGCUAAUGCUGCUUCAAGUGGAAUUAAUAUCCCAGAUUUUCCACUCACUAAAGGCCUGCUGGGUUCUGAGGAGAGCAUGCAAGCAGAGAGCAUCUGCCUCGGUGCUGAAACAAACUAUAAUAGGUCUCUAGUAACCAUUGCAAAGCCCCAUUGUAUAUAAAGGUGAGAUUGAUAUGGCAGUGAUUCCACUGUUAGCUAAGAUAAUGUGCUGGCAGCUUAAAAGAAAGAACAGUGGUUCUUAUUUCCAUUUAUUUAUAUAGAAACAGUUUACUAAAGCAGUCAUCUAAUGAACCUCAUUCUCUUCACAAUACAGCCCCACGCACCGCCAACCAAACCCAAAACCCUACAAGAGGAACCUCAUUUCCUCUCCCCACUCAGUCCCAGUCACCAAUUCCUUUGGAAUGUACAACUUGAAGGAAAAAAGAAGGAAAAGAUAUUGGGAAGGGGAAGAGAAGUGGGAAAACUAGGAAGCUUUGCCAGAUGCUGUUAAACUUUUUCAUACAAUCCCUACUAUAAAACCUAUAAACUCUGGUUGUGAGAAUGAGUAAGUUCUAUCCAAGACUUCAGUUUAUGCAGAACCAAUUUUAUAUAUAGUUUUAGGAGCAGAAUUGGCCUUUGUGAUAGGAUGGGGUUUUAACUCUCUAAGAUAAAAACUUUAAAAUCAGUUGAGAGAAUAGGAAAAUGAUCAGGGAUAGUGUUCACAAGAGUUCAUCAAGUGUAUGGGAAGUAGAUGAUGGGAUAGGAGGUAGCCAAUUAAGAUCUGUGCUAUUUUUCUACACACACACACACACACACACACACACACAGACAUCCAUCUUAAUUAACAUUGGGUGGCAUUCAACUAAGUUUUACUUGGAGUAGACUUGUUGAAAUGAAUUAACAUGACUAACUUUCAUUUAUUAAUUUUGUUGGAUCUACUCUAAGUAAAACUUAGUUGACUACAACCCAUCAGUAUAAUUUUUUGUCUACCUUUCCAGUUUCUCGCACAAAGAGAUUGCACUCUAGUCACACACAAACAACUGUUCUGUUGGGGAAAGGGAAUAUAGAGUUGUACAGCAGGUGUGCUGUGCCUUUUCCCCAGUUGUGUUUAGGGUUGGUGAAAUUGAGGCAUCAGUACUUUGGGGAUAACAUGGCGAUAUAUUGUUGUCCAUACUGCACCCCUUUUAAAAUAGUCUUAGCACACCUCAUCACUGUAAUAGGAUGCUAUUUGUGUAUCUUUUACUUGCCUGACUGCAACUGAGGUUUUCUGCUGGAGAUUUCCCUUCCCUUUUCUGCUAGAUGGCUUGUAAACCUGUGAUCUCUUCCUAGUAACUGGGAAGAGGGGUGGUAUAUAGCGUUAGGUAUGGUUGUGAAAGUCUAGUGAUGGUAUUAUCAGAAUUCUCUAAAAUGUAAGGAAGAAUGACUCAAGAUCAUUGGCCAGAAAUGCUAGUUUGAUACCAAUUACGAAUCUACUAUUGCCAUCACUUUUAAAUAAUAAGAAUAAAAUUCGGAAUGUUAAAGCUAAAUUCUUAGCCCCUGUGGCUACAAUGCCAAGUUUUAAAGAGUGAUGCCUUAUAACUGUUUGAGAUUAAACAGGCUUUGCAUUGGAUUUGACAGAGAGGAGAAACACAUUGUUCAAGGACUGAUUGCUACCACUGUUGAAUUGCUAUCCCCAAUGAAUCCUCCUUGUGUUAUUGCAAAACACUUGCUUCUCUUCCUUUCUCUCUCAGGCAGAAGUUUGUACUGGCAAUAGAUGCUCACUACUGUAGCAACUGUAACUGCAUAGCUCAUUCUUCCCUAAACUGGUGCCCCGAAGCACAACUGCUGGCUGGGGCUGACUGCAAGUUCAAAACAAACUGAGGGCACUAGAAUCAUAGAAUCAUAGAGUUGGAAGAGACCACAAGGGCCAUCGAGUCCAACCCCCUGCCAAGCAGGAAACACCAUCAGAGCACUCCUGACAUAUGGUUGUCAAGCCUCUGCUUAAAGACCUCCAAAGAAGGAGACUCCACCACACUCCUUGGCAGCAAAUUCCACUGUCGAACAGCUCUUACUGUCAGGAAGUUCUUCCUAAUGUUUAGGUGGAAUCUUCUUUCUUGUAGUUUGGAUCCAUUGCUCCGUGUCCGCUUCUCUGGAGCAGCAGAAAACAACCUUUCUCCCUCCUCUAUGUGACAUCCUUUUAUAUAUUUGAACAUGGCUAUCAUAUCACCUCUUCUCCAGGCUAAACAUGCCCAGCUCCCUUAGCCGUUCCUCAUAAGGCAUCGUUUCCAGGCCUUUGACCAUUUUGGUUGCCCUCCUCUGGACACGUUCCAGUUUGUCAGUGUCCUUCUUGAACUGUGGUGCCCAGAACUGGACACAGUACUCCAGGUGAGGUCUGACCAGAGCAGAAUACAGUGGCACUAUUACUUCCCUUGAUCUAGAUGCUAUACUCCUAUUGAUGCAGCCCAGAAUUGCAUUGGCUUUUAGCUGCCGCGUCACACUGUUGGCUCAUGUCAAGUUUGUGGUCAACCAAGACUCCUAGAUCCUUUUCACAUGUACUACUCUCAAGCCAGGUGUCACCCAUCUUGUAUUUGUUGGUAGAGGUUGCUUUAAGAACACUGGAUAUCCUUCCACUGCAGGCAGCAUGGCCCUAUGAUUCUGGGGCUGAUGGGUGUUGCAUCCCAGAAGAGCUGAAGGGCACCAGAUUGGGGAAGCCUAGCAUAACUGAUAUGACAGCCAGUGUGGUGUAGUGGUUAGAGCGUCACACUAGGACCUGGGAGACCAGGGUUCAAAUCUCCAUGCAGCCAUGAAGCCUACUGGGUAUCUUUGGGCCAAUGACUGCCUUUCAGCCUAACUUGCCUCACACAGUUGUUGUGAGGAUUAAAUGGAAGUGUGGAGAAGUGUCCCUUCAAACUCUACAAUUCUAUGUUGCUGUGAAAUUGUGUGUGUAUUCAUGGAUAGUUAUAGUCCCCAUUAUCAGGGGUCAGCAAACUUUUUCAGCAGGGGGCCAGUCCACUGUCCCUCAGACCUUGUGGGGAGCCGGACUGUACUUUUUUUUGGGGGGGGAUGAAUUUCUAUGCCCCACAAAUAAGCCAGAGAUGCAUUUUAAAUAAAAGGACACAUUCUACUCAUGUAAAAACACGCUGAAUCCCGGACCGCCCGUGGGCCAGAUUUAGAAGGCAGUUGGGCCGGAUCCAGCCCCCAGGCCUUAGUUUGCCGAACCAUGUUAUAGAUAUAUGAAAAACCUGUAUGUUUACUGCACCAAGGAAUGGGACCUGCAAAGGAAGGGAGUAUGUCAGGGGUGCUUACAGCUGUCCUAAUUUCACUACUCCCAACCUGAACCUUGCGAGGGUGAUCAUGAGCACUGAUAUGAUACCAUCGAGGCAGGGGCAAUAACCACUUAAUAGAUUGCUAUCAGUUCCACUUUACAGUCCUUGUGUCUGCAGCCCCCCCAAAAAAGAAAGGUUAAUGUGAGUUAUAAAGCAAGUGAUAAUUGCAUCAUGUAUACUGUAGUGAAUUUUCAUCGUUUAGCUUCUGUUUUAUGGUUUGUAGGGAACCCUGAUGUCCAAAUGAAGCAUAGUGUGUGUGUGUGUGAGAGAGAGAGAGAAACAUAAUAUUGCAGCCAAGUUCAGUUUCACCUAAAAAACUUUUAAGCUAAACCCUGUGACUUUUCACAGCAGUUUUGUUCUAAACAAGCAAGGGGGGGGGGGAGUCUGCAUCUUGUGACUAUUGAAAAACUGGCAAAAGUCCUCCCUAUGGUCCACUUUCUUUGCCCGUACCCCCUGCACUUAUUUAGUGUAACAGACAAAACUGAAGAAUAGGAUUGCACCACCCCACCCCCAAAGCCUGCUUAUCUUUGCUUUGUGUCACAUUUUAUGAUACCAGACCCUCCCCUGGCCUUAAUUUUGGGGUUGGCAAACAUGACAUUUGAUCUGAUGCACUGUAAAAAAGGUAAAAGUUAAAGGACCCCUGGACGGUUAAGUCCAGUCAAAGGCGACUUUGGGGUUGUGGUGCUCAUCUCGCCUUCAGGCCGAGGGAGCCGGCAUUUGUCCAUGUGGCAGCUUUCCGGGUCAUGUGGCCAGCAUGACUUAACCGCUUCUGGCACAACAGAACACUGUGACAGAAACCAGAGUGCACAGAAACGCCAUUUACCUUCCCGCCACAGUGGUACUAUUUAUCUACUUGCACAGGGGUACUUUUGAACUGCUGGAUUGGCAGGAGCUGGGACAGAGGAACGGGAGUUCACCCUGUCGUGGGCAUUUGAACCACUGACCUUCUGAUUGGCAAGCCCAAGAGGCUCAGUGGUUUAGACCACAGUGCCUGCACUAACCAUUCUGUUGGGACCUGGCUGCUAGGUCAUCAUUUUUUUGUUUCUCUAGCACUGCAGAGAGGAACCAUAAUAGAAAAUUAUUUCCUUGAAGUUUGUGUCUGCAGCACUGCCUUCUUUUUGUUAUAUUAUUGCCCAAAGUCGGAGGGACUGAGCGGGGAUGUUUUCACAAUCUCCAGAAGCAUGGCAGAGAGAGAGAGAGAGAGAGAAUAAAAGAAAAGGGGCUUCCAGUAGUGAAAGGGUGCAAAAAGGGAGAUGCAGAGGGAAAUAUAAAGGGUGUGUGAACAAAAGCGAAUGGGAUGGGGUCUGGUCUGGAAAAAAACACAAAUGUCUUGCCUCUUUAUCUGCUGUAAUUGGCUGCUUAUCUGCUACUUAGCCAUGCUGUAGCGGUAGGCUUCUCUUCUACACACACACACACACACACACACACACACACACACAGCGCACCAACUAUUUAUAGAAUCAACAUGAGCUUUAGUGAAAACCAAUCAGAUUUUAUAAAUCCUCCAGGAGGUUUGUUUCUGUAGCUGCAGCAGUGAAAGAAGUGAAAUUGCUGGAUAGUGGCACUGAAAAAUGUAGCCUGUGGUGUCCUUUGUUUUCCCUCUUAAUUCAGAAUGCCAAAAAGGCUCGUACCACAGAAACAAGCAUUGAUGUUCAUUGAUUUUCUUUUUCCUUCUCUUAAAAUAAGUGUGCAAUAAAGGGGCAGCGGUAGUAAAUAGACUUAUCACUGUCAAUUGAAAGUGAUCGGAUGUCUGGAAUGUUAAAUGUGCAUUAUUGUUAAGAAGCCUGCAUAUUUCUUGUAUGGGAUUCUGUGGGUAUUGCCUUGUCUUCCAGGGUUUUAUUAUCCCCCCCCCCAUUGUGUAAAAUGACAGCUGUGUAUCAGUCCUAUCAACUCACCUACAUAUGCUAGAUGUAAAAGCAGUGUAUGUUGUAGCUGAAGAGCUAUACCGCCAAUACAGUGGCCCAAUUCACAUGUAACAUGAAGCCAAACCAUGGCAUAGUGUGAAUGAACAAACAUGCAAGCUCCUGGAGAGGAGAUUGUGGCCACUUUGCUCCUCUCUAGCCAUGGUGUGUGUGCACCGCGUCAUGUGAUCAGUGAAGUGGGGCGGGGCUUACCCACCCCAAAAAAUAUUUUAUUCAAGUUGGCACCCCUGUCUCUAGUGGUUUUGCCACUGUGCUGUGCUGAGCUAAACCAUGGUUUGGUUUAGCAUGUUGUCUAAACCUGAGCUCGUGGUUCAGCUCUCACACACAGACCAUGAACAGAAACCCGAGUUUGUGCUAUGGUUUGCAGCUUGUGGUUUGUCUGGAGAGAGCUCAACCAUGAGCCUAGGUUCAGAUGGCAUGGUAACCCAACAUAGCAGCAAAAUGAUGGGGGUGGGGUGGGGAGCAAAGCAGCCGCAGUCUCCUCUCCAGAAGCCUACAUGUUUGCAAAUGCACACUAUACCUUGGUUUGGCUUAGCGUUAUGUGUGUGAACAAGGGCAUAAUUUUGUCCUGGUUAGAUGGACCAUCCCAUCCUUCUUCUGCGAAGUAGCAGUGUGCUGUGUCAGGGGAGCCUAUUGCCCAUUCUUUCUCUACUUGCCAUCCCAGUCAGAAAGCUCUCCUUUUCCUUGCAUCAGAAUCUAGUUCUCUUUAUUCAGCUGCACAUAAUAAAGCUCCAGUUCUUUCAGGAGUGUGCAAGCCAAACACAGAAUGGUAUUUAAACAGUCCCAGAUCUGUUUGCAGUAUCCAUGGAACUGACACAUGUACACCACCCACUCUUUGUGUGUGCAAUGCAGCUUUGAAGGAUACAGUUUCACAAGGCAGAGAGGCAGAGAGCAUCUGAAUUCAUAGGGUAUGGUUUGAAACCAAAAGUACAGUUUUACAGAAUCCGAUGCAUAUGUCUGUUAGCAGUAAUUCAGAACCCUGAAGAAUACACUGACCUACCAGCUUAAUUGAAGAGGCCUCCUGUGCAGUUGUUAGAGCAUAAUGGAACAGAAUACUCUCUCCUUCACAUGGAUCCUUAUUCUCAGAGCUUUGUAGAAAAUACAGAACCUAGCAUUAACACACACACACACACACACACACACACACCCUGUAUCAAACAGACUUCUCAGUACUAUUCCAUCUUCAGUCACAGAUAACUAAGCACCGUAUUUUUCCUCGAUGCCCACAGCACUACAUAAAGCCUCCCAGAAACUCUCUGCAUUGUUUCAUUGCCAGAUAGGUAGAAAGGUCCACCCCUGUAGGCUUCUGUCCCUCCAGGCUGGGGUAAAAGAGAUUCAGAUGUGUGUUUAUCCUUGGUAGUAGCAUGCUAUCAAGAGAAACUGGAGCCAUUGGCAAAGCUCUGUGGGACAAUUCAGGCAAUGCCAUCACUAUUUGGAAUGCUCUCUCUUGUGAGGUGUGGCCUACACUGAUGUUGUACAGCUUUUGUUGGCAGAUGAAGAUGCGCCUCCCCCUACAGGUAUUUGGAGAUGGGUAGGGCAAGAUGAAGUUUUAGUGAACCCUCUACUGUUUUGGUGUUGUGCUGUUCAUUUGUUUUCUGUAAUACUUUUAUGUAGCCCACCCUUGUGUGAAGGGCGGGUUCUCAUUAUUAUAAUCGGUAUUAGCUUCAUUGCACUUAUAUCAAACCUUUCAUCCAAGGAGCUCAAGUGCAGUUCAUCCUCCCUCCCUAUUUUAUCCUCACAACAACCCUGUGAGGUAGGUUAGUUAGAGAGACAGACAGACAUUCUGUCCCAAGGUUACCCUGUGAGUUUCAUGACCAGCUGUCUUCCUGGUCUUCCUAGUCCUAGUCCAACACUCUAGCUGCUACUAUCCCACUCUGGCUCUCUUAUAAGCACUGGGUUGUGUUCAAUGUUAGUCCUACUCAGAGUAGACCUAUUGAAGUUAGUUAGCAUGAUUACCGUAACUUAGGUUGACUAAUUACAAUGAGUCUUCUCUGAGGAUGUCUGAUAUUGAAUACAAGCCACCAUACAUAAAUUAUGUCACCCACACUUACAUCAGAACAAUCUAUGUUCUACUAGGUCUCCAUAGCCCAGUAUCACAAGUUGGGAGUGGUAAGACACACUGAGAGGGCAGUAGCCAACCUUCUAACCACUUCAUUGAAGGGUUGCCCCACUUGGCCUUAUCAGAGUUCUUCAGUAAACAGCUGAACCCAUUAACAGCAACAUCUAGAAACCAAGAGACUGGUUGAAAUUCGGUCCUUUCUUUUCUUGGUGGUAAGUAGUUGGCUGUUCAGCAAUGCCCUGGAAACCCAUAAUGGAAAAUACGACUUUCUCCUUUAUGGAGCUUGUUCAAUGUCCAGAGUAGGUCAGUAGUGAAGGAAAGCAGUUAACCAUCUGUUGCAGAUGGGAGACCAUCUGUUGGGAAGUCAUACUUUGCUAUAGAUUAACACUAAUGGAACUUCCGGCACAUAUGGGAAUUUGAAGGGCUAGAGCAGAACCGAACAUUGUCUGAUGCUUAAACCAGAGGGAUGGAGCAAUGUCUUUUAAGAAACAUUAGCAUUGUUUGACAGACUUUGUGAGCUUCUACGUGCAUUGGCUGCAGUCAGGAAAUGGUUGUCUGUACAAAGAGGCAGUACAAGUUCAUUGGGGAAGGGGUUGAAGAUGGAAGAAUUAUUCUGAAGUAUGGAUCUGUAUCUAUCAUAGCAGUCCAAAACAUACGCCUCAGCUCCAAGACUUUUUGUUAAGGAGACUGAUUGUAUUUCCCCAGCUCCUAAUCUGGCCCAGAUAUGCUUAUAGGUUCACUUUGUAAUUGAAACUCAAGCCUGGUUUAUACAGGUAGCAAAAUGGAGGUGGUAGAGUGGACUGCGCCACUUCAAACUGCAGUUGUGUUCUUGUGUACAAAACUAUCAGUUUUAAACACAAAAACUACUGCACCAGGCAGAAAGGUUCAAGCCCAGCCUGUUUCCUACUGUGCCAGGUUUCAACUUACAUGGUGGUGGUGGUUGUUUUGAAAAAAUAAAUAAAUUGCUGGUCAGUAUUCAAAAAUGUGAUCUCUCCCAUGUGCAUGUGAAGACCAGGGUUUGGAAAUAUUGUAGGAAAAGUUCAAAAAGCACGUGUUCUUGGUGUCACAGAGUACAAAAUGCAAAGUGCUGGUUUUUAUGGGAGUGUAGGAUUGCAGAGCAUACUUUCUGGAGCUAAGUACACCGGGACCAUUGUAUAACAUGGCCAUAAAAGACAUGCAAUUUGUACUUCAGUUCUUAGCAGGAAAGUGAUCUGCAGAGUGUGCUGUCUUCCACAUACAUUGCAGUCUUCUAGCAUUUGUCAGAAUAAAGGUGUUGCUGUAGUACAGGAAUGAGGAACCUGUGGCUCUCCAAAUGCUGUCAGACUCAACUCCCGUCAGCCCCAGCCAGCAUGGCCAAUGGCAUGGGAUAAUGGGAGUUGUAGUUCAACAAGAUCUGGACUAUAGUAGUCCUUGCUGGCUGUAUCAGUGGUUUUAAAGAAUCCCUGUACAAAUUAGAGGUGCACCUCAAAAAAUCCUGCAUCAAGGAAGUUUCUGUGAGCACCUGCCCAUGACAUGCACCCAUGUCGGACAGCCAAAACUUGCACCAUUCCUCUAACAUGGACAAAGAAUUGCCAAUGUACAUGGUAGAGACAACACUUCUUGCUGAGCCUGACACUUUACCUGCAAGUCUUUGAUGGUUUCCCAGUUGGGAAUUGCUGUGCUAGGAGAAAGAAAAGAAAGCAUUACACCAAAAUAAUCCUGUCAUUCAAAUUGAACGUAUUGGACUACAUUGUACAUAUAUUAGAGGCCUUGAGAAUUAAUUUGUUACAACAGGCUUACCUGAUGUCUACUGUUUAGGGCUAGAGGACCACAAACCAUUUUAGCUUCGGAGUCAUGAGUGCAAGGGGAAGCUCAGAAAAAGAAAAUGUGGGUCAUCAAAAAGCUGUAAGAAAAGCAAGACUGAUGAUAACCUGGGAAACAAAUUCAUAGCACAGUGAGAUAUCUGCUGCAAGGAAGUCAUGUGCUGGUAGUAUCAAUUGCUCAGUGUUUUAAUUUUUAAGAAACACAUGUAUCUUGCAUAUAUGCAUUACACAUAUCCAAUAUACUUUUUAAAAAGGAAAAGGAAAAACUCAGAUUCACAUGACAGUCUCUGUUUCUUACUGCAAUAAACUGUGUUUUAAAUAUAUAUAUAUGUCUUCUGACAUUGGGUUCCCAGAGGUUUCACUUCCAGUAAAAUAAUAAAGGCAGCACCUGCUUAAUUUCAGCAAUGACACUGCACCUGGUGUUCUCAGUCAUGGGUCCUAUAAAAUCCCUUGCUCAGUAGUUACUACCCAGGUAGAAAGAAGCCCAAGUCUAAGCAUAAUGCAAAUCACAGCAGACAACUGUUUAUACAGUAAUUCUACUGUACAAAAGUGUUAUUUAUUGUUCUCAAAAAAAUGUUGUGGGGGUGGGAUUAAGAUUUACAUGCAGUGCUGAAGAACUGUUGCUAGUUCCCUAAGGAAACUGCGCUGGCUGAGAUUUAAGUUUCUAUCCUUUGAUGGCUCAGCUCACUCUGCACCACUGCAGUCCUGGGUUAGACCUGCAGCAAUGCCGGUAUACCUGCUGCUUGGCAGGCAAUGUGAUAAGCCUUAUCCUCAGUCCCCAGGUCUAUGUAGGGUUUCUUGCUGAGCAGUGGUAUAAUGUUCACAUGCAUUUCCAUUUCACUCUCAAGGAAGAUUAUAAUCAUGCAAUCAUGAAACAGUCCAAGGCUCUCCCGAAUCUCCGAAAACAAACAUUGAAGAUGCCUUAUUCAAGUGCUCUGGGGUGGGAUGCCUAAUGUUUCACUGCUACUUUACAUCUAUCUGGUGCAAGCCGUGUGCUGAAUCUUAAAACUGAAGAGGCACAGUCCCAACACAGAAUGGUUGCAGGAACAUUGAGACAAGCCAGUGAAAAAACUUAUGCUGAGGAAGAGGAAUUCUGCCCCUGAAGAAUAAUAAUUAUGCAAAUCCACAUCCAUUUAAAUAUAUAUAAAAAUUGGCUUAAUUGAAUAAUGCUAGUUAAUACUACUUUAAUGCAUGUACUAAAUCUGUGAUGAAUCGCUUCUCCAGACCUGCCUUCUGGAUAGUGAUGGUUCAGUGCAAAUGCUGCUGCCGCUUUCAGGAGUCCUUAACCCAAGAGCUGCUGGUUACUUGAGAGUAUCCUAGUAAUCAGUUUUCGCAGAAGCACACAAAUAUACAAUCAACAGACUUGCAGCAUGUUUCUUAAUAGUGGACAGAACACUGGUUUUGUCAAAAAGCCAUUGCAUGAUGAGGCCCAGAAACCACCCUGUCCCCAUGGUGAAAUAACCAGACAAAACACAGUAUAUUGAUUUAUGGGAUAAAUUAAGGCCACAACUUUAUUGGUUACAGAUGUGAAAGUUUUACAAUAGGCACUGGGUGAAGCCACCACUGAUCCACUCCAGCCCGUCUGCUGAAAGUGGGGCUGAGGGUAAACCCAACCAGGAGGGGCGCCCUAUGACUUACAUCACAUAGGGGUGCCCCCCAAGGGGUGCCCAUUCGAUCCUUUUAACAGGAUACCCUUUACCAUGGAGGGGCAGGUGGAGGCUACAACCUCCCCUCCAUCCAAAUCUAAGCCUAUCCAGUGCCUAUCUGCCUCCAUUACAAAAUGUGAGCUUUGUUUUCGUUUCUGCCUGGAUUACAUGGACUGGAUGGGUAUGAACUGAAUUUCCCAUAGUGUGAGACUGAGGAGAGUACGUGAGAAAGCUUUCUAGAGUAGCAUCAGCUGUUGCCAUCUCCACAGUAACCCACCUUGGAGAUCCCUUGGAGAUCUCUUGCCCCAGUUGGAGGCUGGAAGAGUUGUAGUUCCCAAGUUUGGGGAGAAACAUAGGAUGGUGCUUUGUACUGAAAUCAUGGGUCUUUCCCAGUCCUACUUAGAGAUGCUAAGGAUUGAACCUAGGACCUUUUGAUGCAGAACAUGUGCUCUGUCACUGAAAUACACCCUUCCCCCAACUAAUGACCAGUUAACAAUGAACAAGGUAGGUUAGGUGCAUAUUUAAUCUCAACCAAGGUGUCAAUAAAAUGGUGCGAUUGGCAUGGUAAUUCUGGACUGGUGGAGGGCUUCUCUUUGGCAAUGAAUGCUUUUCUUCUUCUUUUUAAAUUCAUUUUUAUUAAAUUUUCCACUUUAACAAUCCAAUCAAAUCACAUUAAAUAUUCCAAAUUAUACAUGUACAUAUCAAAUAAUCCAAAUAUUCUGCCAAAUUAUAAAUUUUGAAUAGGAUGCUUCAAGUUCAGAGUUGAAUGCUUUUCAGCUUGAUUGAGAGUUGUUUAUGAAAAGGGUACUAAGUGGAGAUUUUUUUAAAAAAUCCACUUCAGCAACCCUUCAAAAGAUAAAGAUUUUUAAUCAUUGUAGAGAGAUAUAAAUGGAGUUAGCAUCCAUCUGUCUUGAGAGACAAGAGAGUGUGCCUCCGGGGGUGAAAUCUAUCCACUGCAUUAGCAGCACUGAAGUGUGAAGCCUGGGCAGUGUGUAUGGAUGUCCUGGGUUGCCCAGACAACAAGACCCCUCUCUUAGCCUUGCAGAUGUGGUCCAAAGGAAAGCAAGGCAAUACAUUUGGCACCAGCUUGGCUGCAAGAGUUGCUGGAAGGAGGUGUACAAGGCACCAUCCAAACGCCUCAGGGACUCCACUCUGGAUUUGUGUAGGGUUUACUCCUUAGCCUUUUCUUCUCCCGAAGAUGUCCCACAAGGCUGCUGGUACAUAUAUUUGGGAAAGUGAAGUGUGGCACUGAUGAAGCACCUCGAUUAUUAACAAAAUAGCCUCAGGAACAAUAAUAUUGAUAUUUGGAGAGAGGGAAAUCAAGCUGUCAGAGAAGAAUAUACAUUUUGUUCAAUAUCAUACUAUUUGCACUGUUACAAUAUUUUGACCUCACAGAAAAUGGCAGAUCAUAUGAUGAGUAAAACAGAGAUUCUGUUUCUGAUCAUAUGUCUGAAAUGACACAGGGGCAAUGCCUGGGGUGCAGUAAGAGAAGCACAUAGUACUUCAAUGUACUACUUCUUCAAAAUGAAGACCUCCAAAGGUUUGGUGCUAACCCAGAACUUUUCCCAGGGCAAUAUUGUUGCAGGCUCAUAGGGAUCUGAAUAAAGUCUUUCUGCACACAGUGGCUUAGAAAAUAUCACCUUAUGAAGAGAGAGUAAUAACAGAAGGAACGCUUAUCAAGGAAAUUGGGAAGCAGAACAUAAGCAAUCUUGCUCAGAUAUCAUUGGGUAACAAAGUUAUUUUCAUAGAAACUGGCAGUGGGGAAAGGUAAUUACUAAAAUAAAAAGCAGGCUGCAGUCCUAUAUGCACUUACCUGAGACUAUGGUUUACUUGUGCCUAUAUGUACUUACCUUCUACGUAGGCACACAUAGGGCUGCACUGUAAAGUAGCAACUUACCUUAUAUAACAGAAGAGCUCUUACCAGAGUUUUUCCACACUUUAUGAAAAACUUACUCUUCCAAAAUAUUGCCUGCUGUUCGUAAUUUACUAAAUAUGAAUACUGAGCGAUCAGAAGCUCAAGAGAUUACCCGUGGACUAAAAAAUGAUACAUAGUUGGGCCCAUUUGGCUAUAUGGCAAAAUUUUAUUAGUGGGUUUUUCCAGUCAUUGAUCUGUCCAGCCCUUACAUGUAUCUUUUUGGAGCUCUGGAAGCAGGGAGGAGGAGGACAAAACUGGAGUUGGUUGGCUCUGCUUGUCGUUGGCUCUGGCCCUGCCCAUUGUGGGUUUUCCCUGUCUUCUGCCCUACCAGUCCCAAUCAAUGGGUACCAGCCACCCCUGUCUCAGUAAGAUUUCUCUUGGAUGCUACAGUCAUCAAUUGGAUGGCACAGCCAUCAAUAAUCUCUUGGAUGGCACAGCCAUCAAUAAUGAAUGUCUUUAAUCCUUUUUUAUUAUCAAUGCUGAUUAUACAGGGCCAUUUCUGUACAGAAUUUGUUAUUCAAUGUGAUUUGCUAUUUAAAACACACACACUGAAUUAAUCUCAGAAAGUGGUCUUAACUGAAGUAUUGGCAUAAUAGCCAGAGGAAUUUUACAGCACUGGUCCCUUUAUUGGUUCAGAAAAACCCAACACUUAGUGAAAAUUAAGGUUGUAGUGGGGGAGAGAGAGUUGUUUCAGUGAUGAAGUAGCUGAGGGAUUUUAUUUUGUGUUCCCUUCUAAAUAAAUAUAUUGAUCCAGUUACCCUGAGAUACCCAAACUUGCCUCACAGGAUGGGUGUGAAGCUAAGAUACAGCGCCUCCUGCUAUAUUUAUAGAUCUAUGUUUUUUUCCUGUUCUGUUUUUCUCACCAGUGUUCUUGAUAACUAUACUUGUCGUGGAAGGAAUUGCUGUGGCCCAAAAGACUCAAGGUACUUCUCUGGAGAACGCUUGCUGUAAUUACAUGUUGGUACAUAAAAAGUUUGAUUUUUUUAAAUGUAAUUUUAAAUGUUGUUCCUAGCUAAUUAUCCUUGUUAGUUAACCGACAUUAAGCUGGAGGGACCCAAUUUGGAUGUUACAGGGAACUCUGGCUUAAUGUGAACCAGGAUCUCUGCACUGAAGCUGGUACACAAUGAGAAGAGUGAGGAGCUCGUGGCCACAGUGCAUAUCUGGGGUGGUUUUGUAACAAGCGCGACCAUAGAGAUUGAAGAACAAGAACUCUCAAUUCAACACACGUUCACAUGCAUAUUGUUGUUAAAGGCCUAUGCUAAUUAACUUUUUCGCAAGGCAAUGCUGUGUGUGUUAAUUGCUCCCCGAGUAAGAAGCAUUCGUGGGGGGAAAGUCACUGCUGAGUAAUUAGCACUUGGCUUGCUUUCUUGGAAAUAAGUUGACAUUUAAGCCUUUUUGCAUGAUGUUUAUAUGCAUUAUAUGUACCUUUGCCUUCAAAGCUUCUGUCUUUGGGGAGGAAGAGCAGAUUGCAGUCCCUUCCUGUAGAGAAAAGAAACAACUAGCUGAAUUCUUAAUUUUUGGAUGGGGUUAAUUUUUUUUCUAAAGGUGUGAGCAUUCAAACGUGGAACAUAUACAUUUUUUGAAAUUCUAGAAAUCUUUGAGGAAUUGUCUAGGGAACAGAAGUCUCAGUUAUGGGCACUGCUUACAACACUGCCCAUUCUUUUCAGCAUGCUGCCUUUCCACCUCUGAGCAACAGUAUUUCCUCUGCAUGUCAGCAUGGAGCGGAGUCUUUGCUCUGGCAAUCUCGGAGCCCUUUCUGUGGGAUAGGUCUAGCCCAUGGGCAGGCAAACUAAGGCCUGUGGGCCGGAUCAGGCCCAAUUGCCUUCUGGAUCUGACCCGCAGACGGUCCGGGAACUGCCACGUGGAUCGCCAGCGCAUGCAUUCUUUCCCUCUCCCUCCCUCGGUGCUGGUACCUCCUCCUCCCUCCCUCCUCCUGACUUCUCCCCGCCCUGCCUAGAGGAGGAAGGGGGCUGGGCUUUGUUGGUGCCAGCAGCAGCAGCAGCGCUCGAGCGGCCGCCAUUUUAAGCAGCUCCUCUCCAGAGCCCAUUUGCAUGCUGCUCAUCAUCCUUCCGCCGCUGCCGCCAGCCCCUGCCACUCACAAGACACAGGUGAGCAGCCACUGGGGCUCUUGGUGCUCUUGCAUCAUUUCCCCCCCAAAAAUACUGUCCGGCCCCCGACAAGGUUUGAGGGACAGUGGACCGGCCACUGCUGAAAAAGCUUGCUGACCCCUGGGCCUUGAAGAGCAAACAGUUUUAAGAAACAAGCACUUUCCCUUUAGAGAUAUGCUCACAUUUAGUGUGGUUUUGAGAUCCUUGAGGAAUUCGAUCUUUGCUCAUUCUGAUUUAAACUGACCUUAUCCUCACGUCUCAGGCUAAUGGGUGGUUUUGGAACUUGGUUACGACUGAGAUUUUACACUUCUCUAAAUGUCACAGACUUCGUACCAGUACCCAGAGCUUGCCUUUCUGAGGGAGAUUGUUGUUUGUGGAGGUAUCCUGGAAUUAUUAUGAAUUGUUUUCUUGUGUUUUCUUCAAAAAAGGUGGGCAGAAUAUUGGAGGUAACCGCUUAGCAACUACCCAGUGUAGCGACUGGGUACGGACAAGCAACGGAGGCCACUUCGCUUCACCAAACUUCCCUAAUUUCUACCCACCCAACCAGGAGUGUGUCUAUAUUUUAGAAGGUAUUGACAUUGUUGUUUACAUCUUUGUGUACUCCACUGAUGAAAGUAUGCGUGUUUAAAACAUCUUAAGCACAACUUAGUUACAUCUAAAUAAAACAAAAUCCAGAAAGCAUUGGCAGGAGUCUGACAACACACCACAGCCGCUGCCAGCCCAAGCUGGGAAAAAGGCACAUAGCUGCCGCCGUGGCCUCAUGUCCCUCUUUCCCCAUCUUGGGCUGGCAGUGACUCAGGCUGUCCUCUUUUUUGUUCUACAAGAUAUGGCAGCCCUAUUUUUACCAAUUGUUGAUUUUAAUUAUCUUGUGGAUGUUUUUAAAUAACACUUUAUUAAUAAUUUUAAUGUUUUGUUUUAUAUUUUUGUUAACUGCAUACAAGCAAUAUACAAUUUUGUUUAAAUAAAUAAAUAGUAACUGCAGAACUUUGUCGUUCUCUCUUUCCCUGUAGAAAUUGCUUCUCUGAGGGCAGCAUUUGCAUUUCAGGGAGAGCUUCCAUUGGUGCCAAUGAAGGGUUCCCUUGAAAUAUCAAUACUACCUGUUCUAGCCAGAUUAUGAUAGGGAGGGUGAGAGUUAAACUUCUAAACAAGACUAGAAUAAUUCAUGGAAAGAUGGGUUAAUUAUUCUCUCUAAUACCCCAAGGAGAUUACAGUGAGUAUUCUGGAGGUGGGGAUUAGAGUUUUAGAGGUUUCAAAUAUCUUUCAACAAAUAUUGAUAUCAUUGGGAAGAAAACCAGGGAAACAUCAGUCCAGGUAUCUAGGCAACUAUUGAGUAAAUAAAUCACUUGGACUCUAAAUGAAAAUACCACAAAGCAUUAAACUAAGCAAGGGCAGUGGUUUUUUUAAUCAUUGCUACUAUGUUUGUCUGAGAUACACAUACAUACAUUAUUCUCUACCGACUUCAAUCACUGAAGCACCAAAAAUUGUACCCAAAUGUGGACAAAAUGCAUUGUGAUCAUUUUCAGAUAUGGGGGCAUGUUGUAUUGCACAUGUGUGCACGUGCCACAUGACCUGGGCAACUACGAAGUGCAUCAUGCCAGGAUGUGGCACGGGACCUCUCUAGAGCAGCCUUUUCUGCCAAAGUACAACCAGAGCAAGACCAGAAAGUAAGAAUGCAACUGAAUGUUGUAGGGGUUUUACUUGAACCAGAAAAAUGGAAGGACUUCCUUCAUCAGACAGUAAAGGAGGACCAUGCCUGAUUUUUCAUGUCUGAAGAAAUCAAGAUUCUCAUUGCAUCUCUAGCAGCCACGGAAUGGUUUACCUGGCUGCUCCUUACAAAUCGCACCUGCCUUGAGCCUGGGAAAUCACAUGCUACACCAAUAUCCCAUGCACUUACAGGAUGCAGCAUUGUAUCAUCAUUUGCUGGGCAUGCAAAGAUGACACCCUGGUGUACGGGCCCCAUUUAACAUUCCAGAAGAAACUAUGCAUACCAUUUGAGAGGUUAAUCAAACAGGUCUAUAACCGAACAAACAGCUGGACUGAUCUGGACAAGACAAGAAAGAAGAUGUUUGCAAAAUGGAAACAUCAGAAGCUGCCUUAUACCAAAUCAGACUAUUGGUCCAUCUAGCUUCGCAUUGUCUACACUGACUGGUAGUGGCUUUCCAGGGUUUCAGGCAAGGGUCUCUCGCAGCCCUACCUGGGAUCUUCUGCAAAGCAGUUGCUCUGCCACUGAGCUUCAGCUUCUCCCUCUUCGUAUGAACUAGGGUGAGCUUCUUUUGAGUAGCAUGUAAAGAAGGAAGUCCACCAUCGUGGUUGCAUCAGUGGCGAGGCACUAUUUUCAAGGCCUGUCCUUGCUUCCCCUAUAAGCUAGGCUGGAUUCAGAUGGAUGUUGGACUAUUUGAGCCUUUCUGGCCAAUAAUCCCUUAGCUUCCCUGACUUCUUAUGAACUGUCUUGUGACUGCAUGAAAGGGGGUGGGAAGAGCUACAAGUGAAAAAAGGCUGGACUUAUGCACUGCACUCUGCUCUUGUGAGGGGAAAUGCUCCAACGAUUCAGUUUGAUCAUCUGAAACAAUCUUGGAUCAGCACUGAUUUUUAACAAAUGAAAAACCGAAACCACUUUUUCACAGCAUAUUACCCAAAUUUCUUUGUGCAUGUAUAUUAUGCCCCAAAUGUCUAAAAAUUAUAACUAUAUGAUUCUCCAAAGCUAUCCUUGUGUUUUUAACGACUUCCUUAACUGGGACUUCCAGAACAGUGUUCGUAUAAUCUUACAUUCACUAUGUGUUGUACCAUGCUCAAAUAUUGAAUUGGCUGCGCAUGUGCAUCACCACACUGAGCCAUAUCUCAAAAUGAUCACAAUGGAUUAGUGCACAUUUGGCAUUGAAAUGAAAAAGCAUGUCUGUCACACCAUCCACUGUGUUAUAACAUGCUCAAUGGGCUGUGCAUGCUUAAAAGUGUAAUACCACAAUACCCCAUAAUACUCAUGAUGCAUUGGUCCAUGUAGUGUGACUUUGGUGCUCAUAUGAAAAAGUACACAGUUGUUACGUGACUUUCUACUGUAUGUGUUAUACCGUACUCAAAUUUAUUGAAACAGUUGCAGCAUGUCCCCCUUUUCUGAAAAUGAUUACCGGUACUAUGUAUUCUUCCACAUACAGUAUAAAUUUGGUACUUUUCUGGAACAUUGUGAAAAAAUAAAUCUUAUGUUGCCAUACUAAUGUAUUAAUUAAUGUUAUAAUUAUAUAGAAUUUGGUCAUUCGUCUCCAUGUUAUUUCCUGCAGUGGAAAUAAUGGGUUUUCUGGUCAAUGAGUUGUUCCUUUAAAUAAAUAAAUGAAAACCUGAAAACAAAGCCCACUUUCCACAUUGUAACAAAACAAAACAAAAAGUGCAAACUUCGCUUUUUACAGUAUCUAUCUCCAAAGCUGUAUGUGCAUACCAGCACUUGUGGUUUGUUUGAGAGCUUCUGUUAGAAUGUGAAAAGUGAGUUUUGAACAGCAAGCCAAAAACAAACCCUGGCUUCCCCUCAUGUUUGGAGCGAAACAACCUGCAAGCACUGGUUCGCAGACAACCCUAAGCCAGCUUCUGGUUUGUUUCCAACAUGGUAUGGCUAAGGAGAAUGGGGGAGAAGCAGAAGUGACAUGUCAAGAGUAGCUUCCUGGCAUAUGGGUUACUGUUGCUUACCAGCAGGGGAAGAGAUGAAGCAGCAAGGGGGUCAGUGAAGUGCAAGCAUACCAGCAGAGCAAAUCCAGUGUUCAUGCUGGUUCGUUUGCACCAUGCUGAACCUCCCCACUGCCUCUCCCCUUUCCUUUCUGAUAAACAACAACAACCCACCUGCUAGGAAGCGAGUGCCCUACCCAGUGAGCCACUUCUGGGGUGGAGUGAAGUGGGCACUAAUGAGCAGCAUACACCAGCACACUGUGCUCAUUUAUUUUUAACUAUGGUUUAAUGUGAUGCACAAACUGGGCUUUUCUUUAAAGAUACAAAGGUGGAUACCAGGAGGUUGGUUAGGAUUUUUCCAAGCUGCGUCAGGCAAACCGAAGAAGAACAAUGGCCUGGCUUCGAUUCCCAUAGACAGCUAAAUGUCAUGUUCCCAAAGUAAAACGUGUGGUGUCGCUUUUCUGAGCUUUCAUACAACACAGAAAUGAAGUGUUUCAGAACUUAAUAACUUCAGCAUUGGAGGAGGGAGUGAAACAUGUAUUGCAGAGCUAGAAAAACUGCCUUCCCUCUACAACCUCAAACUCCCAUGCUCUAUAAUAUGAAGAAAUUUUAUUAGAGGAAAAAAGCAAAAGGCAAUUUUGUCCUGCACCAGGAACACACACAUAUACACCAUGAGAUGCAGCAAUAAAGUGAUCAGGUUUAAGCCUGGAAGCAUAUAUUGUACAGCAGGAGAAAGUACCAAGAGGAUACUUUCUGUAAGCAGCUCCAGGAAACACUACAGACUUUCUAAGUCAGUUGGAACCCUAAACAAGAACAGUUUUGUUAGGGGCUGGAAAUGCACUGUAGCAUUUUGUUGCGGUUUCCCGCUUGUCAGCAGUGGGGAGUUGCUAGAUGGAGCUCCCAUGUUCAGAGACAGUAUACCUUUGAAGUGGGAAAGAAAGUAUGGAAUGGGUCUAAUCUUUUAAUGAUCUGCUGACGACCCUUCCAAAGGCAAGUUGCUAAUAAUACUAGAUACAAGAGUGGUCCCAGUUGGUAGUUUGAAAGACCACCAAGCAGAAGUCAAUUGGGUCUGGCCCUAGAUGGGAAAGUGUCUGGGAAAACUGCAUGUGCCACCCUGGGUUCCACGAUGGUGUAUUUACAGGUAUGUAAUGAAUAUAGCAUGCCAGUACCGGAUGAAAUGGUACAGCCUAUCUAACUGUGCGUUCUUGCAUUCAGCUUUUUCUUCCGGAGAUGUUUACAUCCUCCACCUUGCUGAAGAUUGCAAUCUCAUAUUGAAACUGACACUUGAAUGAGUCAGUAUUUUGGAAGAAAUCUAUAAUUUCAGGCUGGCAUGAACUUGCAAUAUAAACCAAGUGCUUUAAUCAGAGUAAUAUCCUAGGUAUUAGGUUUAUUUCUGUUGAUUGCUGGCUUGGUUACUUUGUUGCAUAAACUGAUGAGGUUUUGUUCUGGGUGGGUGUGUUUUUUGCGGCCUUGUGAAUCAUUCAUGUAAAAUGUGCAAAUAGGUGUUUUUUUAGAAAGUUACUGUGUGUUUUUUCUUUUUAAGGAUUUCAGCAUGGGACAAAUUCCAGAACGAAAGCAUCAAAUCUAGAGGCCACCAAGUCAUGGCGCUCAUGUGUCUCUAACACAUGUGUCAUUUGUGUGCAUGUUCUGGAUAAUGUUUAGGCUGCAAACCUGUGCCCAAUUAGCUAAAACCAUUGAAGUCAGUCAGACUUAACAUCUGUGUAGGCAUCUUAAAUUCUAUUUGUGAAGAUCUAUAUUUAUAUUCAUGCUAGGACUGCAAUACCAAUUAACUCCACACCUAUGCUGAGAAAUACAAAACUUCACGUCUUUCUGGAAAUUGUUUUAAUUCAUUGUUGCUGAAAGUUAUAUUGAUCUAGAUUGCUUUUACUCUGUCACAGCUGCCCCACGGCAAAGAAUAGAGCUAACCUUUGAUGAACCAUACUACAUAGAGCCUUCAUUUGAAUGUCGAUUUGAUCACCUCGAAGUUCGAGAUGGACCUUUUGGUUUCUCCCCACUCAUUGAUCGCUACUGUGGUCUAAAAAGCCCUACUCUAAUUAGGUCAACAGGGAGAUUUAUGUGGAUAAAGUUUACCUCAGAUGAAGAACUAGAAGGACAGGGAUUUAAAGCAAAAUAUUCAUUUAUACCAGGUAAAAAAUAAAUAUGCUUUUUCUUUCUUUGCCUGUUAGAGAUUCUGCCCAACUGGUGUUGAAUUUAGUUGGGUAAAUCAAUAUUAACCCAAUAUAUUUUGCUCAGAAUUGGUUAUUGUUGAAGGCUGCAUAUAAAAAUCAUGGAGCAGAACUUUCUUUUUAAUGUUCUUGUGCUCAUGACUGCAGGAGGGUAAACGCAGCUAUCCUGUUUCAAAUGUCAGAAGCAGAGAUUUCAAACCAAGAUUGUGAAUGACAGGGUGCCUUGUAGGCCUUGAAACUUAAAAUCAUCCUUAAAUGGGGAAAUUGGCAUUAUCUGUCUCUUGUUCAUUCACUCCACAUACACAUGUGGAAACUGGCAUUUUAUAUAUAUCCACACACCAUGCAGAUAUGAUUAGAGUUGUGUGCAUGCUCAUUCCCCUUUCAAAGCUACAAUUCCCAGAGUUCCCUGGGAAGAGGGACUGGUGGUUAAACCACUCUGCGAAUUGUAGGUCUGGGAGGGGAAUAGGGGCCUCCUAACAACUCUUGGCACUCUUUACAAAUGACAGCUCCCAGAAUGCUUUGGGGGAAGCCAUGACUGUUUGGAGUCAUAUUAUAGAGCUUGAAAUGUAAGGUACAUAUGUAACUAAGUGAUAAGGAACCUGUCUCCCCUCAGUUCAGUAUCCUAGUGUACUAUAUUAUUAUUAUUUUUGCAUCUAGAAGGUCCUUUUUUUGAGACACGGGUGGCGCUGUGGGUUAAACCACAGAGCCUAGGACUUGCUGGUCAGAAGAUCGGUGGUUCGAAUCCCCACGACAGGGUGAGCUCCCGUUGCUCGGUCCCUGCUCCUGCCAACCUAGCAGUUCGAAAGCAUGUCAAAGUGCAAAUAGAUAAAUAGGUACUGCUCCGGUGGGAAGGUAAAUGCCGUUUCCGUGUGCUGCUCUGGUUCGCCAGAAGUGGCUUAGUCAUGCUGGCCACAAAGCUGUAUGCCAGCUCCCUCGGCCAAAAUAGCGAGAUGAGCACCGCAAUCCCAAAGCCGUCUGCGACUGGACCUAAUGGUCAGGGGUCCCUUUACCUUUACCUUUAACAACUCUUGGCACCCUUUACAAAUGACAGCUCCCAGAAUGCUUUGGGGGAAGCCAUGACUGUUUGGAGUCAUAUUAUAGAGCUUGAAAUGUAAGGUACAUAUGUUACUGAGUGAUAAGGAACCUGUCUCCCCUCAGUUCAAUAUCCUAGUGUACCAUAUUAUUAUUUUUUUGGCAUCUAGAAGGUCCUUCUUUCUGUUUAAACCUUCAGCUCUCCCAGGCCAAUCAUUAUGUUUUUUCUUCUUCAUUACAGAUCCUGACUUCACAUACCUAGGAGGUAUUUUAAAUCCCAUCCCAGGUCUAGUAUUGCAGUACUAAUCUCUUUUGCAUAUUAUAUUUUAAAAAUUUCUCUUACCUUUAAUUUGACAGCACAUUGUGUCUGCCUCGCUUUAGAUUGCCAGUUUGAGCUCUCGGGAGCUGAUGGGAUUGUGCGCUCCAGUCAAGUGGAACAAGAAGAGAAAACAAAGCCUGGGCAGGCUGUUGACUGCAUAUGGACCAUCAAGGCCACUCCAAAUGCCAAGGUGGGCCCUCCAAAUCAUUCACUGUGUAAUGAGCUCUCAGGUCAUUAGUAACUGGGAAUGGCCAUUAGUAAUGGUUUGCAUAUCGCGUCUCGUUCAUUUAAAUUAAUUACCUGUUGGUGGUAAUGAGAAACGAAGACAGAUGUUGGUUUCACAGACUGCUUCUGGUGCACAAAAAAAGUGUUACUUUUUCAGACCCAAUCUGCACUGUUCUGCUGUUUAGAAACCAACCAUUAUUGGUUGUGGGGGUCAAAAGAUGGAUAUAAAUAUUUGAAUAUGGUUUCUUCCAACUCGGCUCCAGUGUCUGAUUUAUUUUUCCUCUUCGGCGCUACUAUUCUUUAUAUUUAACAUAGGUGUUGGUCCAAAUGCAUGGAAAUCAUAUUCUUUUAUCAGAAAAAUCCCUUUGCUAUGGGGCCAGGCCAAGGCCAGCAGACCCAUGAGGUGGGAUGAGGCAGUCACCUUAGGUGGUGGAUCUACCCACAACCACUGCUGCCUGCCUGCCUCUUUUUACUCCCCAGGCUACCAUGCAUGCCAAUGGGGGGCAUUUUCAGUUUUGCCUAGGGCAGCAAAACACCCUGGGCCUAGCCCUGGGCCAUGCUUACAAGACAAUUUACUCAGUUUAAAAUACUAUGCUGCGCAACGUAUUGGAAACUAAUCAUCAGUGCUUUAAUGGACACCACUGUUACAUUCUGUAACCAAAUUUUUCUAUCCAAACUUAAUAAGCUUUGCUACGUAGCUCCUAAACUACAUAACUCUCAAAAUCUCAUGGAAUCUGGUUGGGCCAGGGUGGUUCUGCUAUAGUUUUAAUUUGUUUUCUGAUUCAGAUCUAUAUUUUAAUAUUGCAGAUUGUUGACUAUUUGAGGGUGCAACAAAAUAGUCUUCACAUUUACCAAAUUGCAUGCCUUGUUGUGUUAUGUCAGGUUAAAGAAGACUGUAACCAGUCUAGCUUCAAUAUACUUAUUCAAAUCUUGGCAUCUUUUUCUAGUUGACACCACAAUGCAUCUUCUCUACACAUGCCUAUGAUGGGAAAUUAUUUUCUUGGUUAACAUUCAAUAAUUACAUCUCCACCCAAUCUGUGGUUAAACUUGCAGAUUAAUUUGAAAAGGGCUUGAUGCUGUGCAUAAGUUUUCCCACAAUUUAGAUACCCAGAACUAGUUAGGACCAUGACAACAGCAUGCACACACAUCCAUAAACAUUCUCUGGUGCUUUUGUUUUGCUCUGUUUUGUAUUUUUAAAAAGCUAUUUAAGAGUAGUGCAUAAGGGAAUAUAAACAAUGUACUUGCUGUUCACAUUGAUUUGUGAAUCUUAAAGCACUGUAAGCUAUCGACAUCGCAGCUUGUAUUCCAAGAGUAAGAAAUCAAAUUAUAUCCCUCCCAAUUCAUCUAUAUUUGAAACAUCUGAUGCUUAUUUAUAAAUUUCAUUGAAUAUUGCUGGAAUGCAUAUCUUCAGUUGUGCGCUUAUUAAAUUGAAUUAUCUUCCUAACUUGCAGCGCUUUGAUUGGAUUAUUUAUGGUGUAUCAAGCUCUAAGUUUGACAGGAUUCAAAAUGCUACUGGGCUUAUCUUGCUAAGGUUUGGGGCCAUGUGUUUUAGCACUUUACGGCUAAAAUUCCAUCUGGAAAUAAAUAUCAAUCUAAUAACCAGACAGUACCACUUACAGGUAUGCAUGUAAAUGCAGAUGUGACUAGGUGAGUUAAUGGCAUGAAUUGUUUGAGGAAAAUAUAUUUAUUCUGUUUGUCUGCAAAGCACCACAUUUAUUUAAGAAUGGAAUGGCUGUUAGUCACUAUUUUUAAAAAAAUCAGGCUUAUUAUGAGAAUGGCGGGGUAAGGAGUAUAGCUGGAAAUUGCAAGUUUAUAUUUAUAUAUGCCUAAAAUAUAUUUACAAGCUGUUUGCGCCUUUCAUCUAAACGAAAUGUGUAAACUUUUAAAAUCAAGAAUAAUGUUUGCAUAUUUGGCUUGUCAUUUUUUUAUUAUUAUUACUUCUUUUAAAAGCUUUCCCCUGCCCCUUACCAACAGAUAUAUUUGAGGUUUCUAGACUACCAGAUGGAACAUUCAAAUGAAUGCAAGAGAAACUUUGUGGCUGUGUAUGAUGGGAGCAGUUCUAUCGAAAACCUGAAAGCAAAGUUUUGCAGCACGGUGGCUAACGAUGUGAUGCUGCAGACUGGAAUUGGGGUGGUACGAAUGUGGGCCGACGAAGGCAGUAGAUUGAGCAGGUUCAGAAUGCUCUUCACAUCAUUCGUGGACCGUAAGUGUACUGUAAUGCAUCCUUUUAGGAACUAUGGCAAAAUAUUGUUUAGAACUUUAAACUCAGAGCUGUUUGCUGUUUACUCCAUGAAUGUACGGAAUUGACAACAACUGCUUACAGACACUACUUUUGCUAUAUAUUAGUGGGUGACUCCAAACCGUAUAAAAUAUCAUGUAAGGCUCAUCAGCUGGAAUCUUUUAAGAGAAGGCGAUUGCGAGAUUCAGUUGUCAUUUGCAAGCUUUGCCUUGCUAUAGAACAGCUACACUUCUACAGUGUUGUGUUCUCUCUUUAGAGCGGGGCGGUUGACCUCUGUGUUUGGAAAAGUCCUGUUCCUUUAUUUGUGGCAGAACUGCAGGAUGAAUAAUUAAUGUGGCUUUUAGAGUAUAGAAGGAAACAGGGUUUCUUCUUUAACAGAUUGGGCAUUUUGAAACUGGAAGUCUAUCUGAAAUCAUUGACCGCUUUGAUCUAAAUCUAGUCUUCAGUGCAGUCUCCUGGAAACUUUGGAGUCACUGCCUUCCUUAAACUAAGUCUCAUAGUUAAGAACAGCUGGAAAUAGCAAGAAGUGUAAUUAACUUUAAAUUGCAUUAAUGUGAUACCUAAUUGGUUGUUGACCUUAAUAAUCAGCUUUACACUUUAAGCCUCAAUAAACAACAAGGCAAAAAGUGUUAUAAUUUAGAGAAUAUGACUCAUAACUAAAAGCAUGGGCCAUUUUCAACCACUGACUAGGCUGGGGAAAGCACAGUAAAGGAAAAUGCUAGAACACUUGUAUUUACAACAAAACAAUCCUCAAAAUAAACGCCACCCAAAGAUCAUUGCUGGGGUGAGAGGGUAGAAUAGCGCUGAUAUGCUGCUUUGAAUAAAUACUCUGUGUGCUUGUGUAUGAUUGAUGCUGUACUUUACUAGCCACAGCUGUGGGAUUAUUAUGAAUGUGCCACUUUGUAGCAUGCAGAAGACUUCUUCCUUCCUUAAAUUCUAAGUCCAAUUAUAAAGUGCCCAGCGUUUUUGUUUGUUUGUUUGUUUUUGUGUUUGUGGUUUUUUUUGGGGGGGGGUUACUUAAGGGUACGCAGUACCAGCACCUUUCCCCCCCUGCACUGGUUAAAAGUGUGGCACCUACUGUAACAAGUUCAUGGAGAGUACCGGCACCCUUUUUCCUAGAAGAAAAGCACUGGAAGUGACUAUCUAUCUAUCACUCUUAAGUUUGGGUAACUCAUAACUCUUUCCCCCUUCCUUCCUAGCCCCCUGCUCAGGCAGCACAUACUUUUGCCAUAGCAACAUGUGCAUCAAUAAUUCUUUAGUCUGCAACGGCAUUCAAAACUGUGCAUACCCAUGGGAUGAAAACCACUGCAAAGGUGAGUGUGUGUUGCUAUGAGGGGCAACUGGGGCUGCCUGGCUUGUGCCUUCUGAUCCCCCCCAUCUCUCAAAUGAGUCAAGGUCAGGUUCUGAGACCAAGAUACUACGGUGGUACCUUGGUUUACGAACUUAGUCUGUUCCGCAAGUCCGUUCUUAAACCAAAGCGUUCUUAAACCAAGGCAUGCUUUCCCAUAGCAGCGGGGGAUUCAAUUUACAAGUGGAACACACUCAACAGGAAGCGAAACAGGUUCUGCUUCCAAGGCAAAGUUCACAAACACCUACUUCCAGGUUUGCAGCGGUCUUAAUCCAAGUUGUUCAUAAACUAAGCUGUUCUUAAACCAAGGUACCACUGUAUAAGCAAAAAAAAAAGAAAUUUAAUAGAAUUAUUCUCCCUAAUGGAGAUCAGCCUACCUAAACUUUAUAAGGCAAAGUGCACAUUAAACUUGAAGUGCAGUUCUGGAUUAUUUAUGUAUUAAGCUGCAUUUUCUAGUUUGGUAUCAAUUGUGAUUUGUUUCUUCACCUUGAAGCACCUUCAUUUGAGUUAGUAAACCAUACAGAUGCACUUACUGUGCAACACUAUAUCUCUCUGCUCACGGUGACUCGGUUUCCUGUUUUAUAGCUUAACAAAAAUAAAUCAGUCGCAGACCAGCUCUGGAUCAUUUACAACAAUCUUUUUUCCUAACGAACCUCCAGCUUGCUAGCAUGAAUCAAUCCUAGUCAGGGUGGCCUUUUUACCAACAAUUCUCUAGGCAACAAUUAUGAUACUUUUGUAUAUGUUGCCUGUGUCCUUUCAGUUCAGAAAUCUGUUCUAGCGUUUGUUGCGUGGCUGGAGCCAAACACCAUCCUCUGGGCUGAAAUAAAUUACUAUUCAUAUUUUGUCUGUAGAUGUGAAUGGACUUUUCUUUUUAAUACCCAAGAGAUAAUAAUGUCACUAUACCCCUUCUGAAUAUCUUAUUUUAUUCAUGCUCAUGCCUCUUGCCAUACAGAAGAAUGACCUUUUCUUCUAAAGCUUGCUUUUCAACCCCUUUCUCUCUUUAAGUAGCUAGAUAUAUAAAAUUACUGCAAUCCGCUAGUGCCAUCUUGUGUGCUUUCAUAUGAAGUGCUCACAUCACUUUAUGGUUUUUGUCACGUGGUGUUAACUUUUAGCGCUUCAGGUUGUGGCCCAUCUCUUCCCCCAACCCUCCAGUCAUCAAAACAAAGAUAAAAGGAGGAGAGGGCUGUCUGUGGCUACUAGCCAUGAUGGCUAUUUUCUGUUUCCAGGAUUAAAGGCAGCAAUGUUUCUGAAUGCCAGGAAAUCAUGGGGGGGGGGGGAGUGCUUUUGUACUCGGUCAUGAAAUUCUACUCAAUAUUGAUCCAGAGUAGAUUCCAAUGUAUAGUUAGCAGAGUAACAACUUAAACACGUUGCAGGAUUAAAAAAAGAAAAAAAAAGACCAGAGGCAAUUAAUAUUUCAUCCAGCAGAGCAUUACUGCUACUGAAGGCAAAUGAGCAUAAUGGUCACAAAUCCAAUACAAUCAGGAUUGGCACUGUCCUUAAGAAAUCCAGUUGCAGCAGACUUAACUUAAACUUACAAUAACUUACAAUAAGUCUAAACCUUAACACUAUGUACAGAACACCGCACCAGAAAGAAGAGAGAUAGAAAGAGAAAGUGAAGCCCAGCCUCCUUCUGGCCCUACUUUUAUAGUCAGCAUGACCUUGCCUGAAAGAGAGAACAGAACCAGUUUAAGUCAGCUGUACUCAGCUUCUCUGAAGGUAUAACCUAAACACCAUGAACCGUCUGCUUGUUUCUUUCACACAGAGAAGCUUCCAGAACCCUCUUAAUUAUAAUAGGAAAGCUCAGAUCAAUACUUUCUGCACUAAGAAAUGCAAACUGACAUACUCCAACCAUUCUUGUUGGGUUCCCACAGACACCUGCUUGUCCACUGCAAGAACAGGAUACUGGCCAAUAUGGGCCCAUGGCCUGAUCCAGAAGGCUCUGCAUGUAUUCUUAUGUCGCGUUGCCCUCAUAGUUAGUUGCCCUGCUUUCGACCAUAGUCUCCCACAUAAGCAGCUCCUAUGUAAAUAAAACAGCGAAGAAGUUGGUGCUGGUAGAAGCUGCACAAAGAACUUGUUACGUUUUAGAAUUCCUGGGUUAAGAUUACUCUGCUCCACGCCGGUUCAAGCUUGAGGAAACAGGGGGAAAGCUAGCAGAUAAAACAUGUAAAACAGCUCAGCAGCAAAAGCUGGAUUUUUAAAAAAAGCAGAGUGCAGGGUUUUCUCCCUCUCUGUUGGGUGACGGACUUAAUAUUGGCAUAUGACAGUCUUAAUGUUGCUUGUUGCUGCUUGGUUCCCUUUUUCUUUUCUUUUUUUUUUUAGAAAAGAAAAAAACAGGGCUGUUUGAGCAAAUCACCAAAACUCAUGGGACAAUAAUUGGGAUUACUUCAGGAAUCGUCUUGGUCCUUCUCAUCAUCUCGAUCCUGGUGCAGGUCAAGCAGCCCCGCAAGAAGGUGAUGGCGUGCAAAACCACGUUCAACAAAACUGGUUUCCAGGAGGUUUUUGACCCACCUCAUUACGAGCUCUUCUCACUGAGAGACAAAGAGAUCUCCGCCGACUUGGCUGACCUGUCUGAAGAACUUGAGAACUACCAGAAAAUGAGACGCUCCUCAACAGCUUCGAGGUGCAUCCAUGACCACCACUGUGGCUCCCAAGCCGCAACUGUAAAGCAAAGCAGGACCAACCUCAGUUCCAUGGAACUUCCUUUCCGCAACGAUUUUGCACAACCUCAGCCAAUGAAGACCUUCAAUAGCACUUUCAAAAAAAGUAGCUAUACCUUCAAACAGGCUCACGAGUGUCCAGAGCAGGUGAUAGAGGACAGGGUGAUGGAAGAGAUCCCUUGCGAAAUCUACGUGAGGGGUCGAGAGGACGCUGCUCAAGGCUCAUUAUCAAUGGACUUCUAAUCUGCUUUUGAAGGUGAAAUGGGUGUGUGUAAAUAUUAUAUAAAUAUAAUGUAUGUGAAUGUACAAAAAUGUACCAUACGGAAUUCGAUGGAGACAUGUGUAUUCAUUCUUUUUUUCCUUCUUUUUUUUAGCUCAUUUAUUUUAGGGUUGUUGGGUUUUUUCCCCCUGAAAGAAAACUCUUCAUAAAUCAUUUUUUCCUUGUGAACUGCCCAUCUGCUUGGAGAACAGAAUAACAGGUUUUGCAUGAGGCUUCACACACACAAACACAAAGAUAUAAAUCAGUGUAUACUCCCUCCCUUGCUUCAUUCCUGCAGGUUCUUGGUCUUCGAGUCAAAAGCUUAAUUACUCCAGUAAUAAUAAAAAAUAAGUGGGUACAACACCAUAUAGCUUAACAUCAAAAGCAGUUAUCAUAUUUGUCAAAUUGUAGCUAGAGUUAUUGUGUUAAGUGCCAAUUAAGACUCAAAUGAGUUACACUGCAUUCCAUCUGGUUCAUCUUGUCUAAUUUUUAUAUCGCUGCCUUUUUAAUUACUGACUCCUUAAAGCCCAGUCCUAAGGCUUUCUAUGCCAGCAAAUAAAUGGUGUACUGGCGGCUGCUUCUGGUGACAAUGGGACAAGAUUUUAAGGACAUCAUACCAGCACAAAUAUUCAGGACCUCCAAGUUCUGUGGGGGGAAAUGAAUGAAAUGGGUUUCUUGCCUUUUAAAAGCGUUUUAAUUUUAUCUUUGAACUCAGUUCCUUUAGGAAAAUCAAGUUUUUUGUCUUUGGCAGACAAAAUCCAUUGGUAAUUUCAGCAUCACACCAAAUCUCUAGUUGUGUUAACAUCCUAUCAUGCACUGAUAGCACUUCGUGCUAAGCACAGGUAAGACAUCACCACAACACUUGUUUGACGGUUAUCAGAAAAAUGUGUUAACAACGUUUAGAACAUGACUUGUAUUAUCUUCUUGCAGCAAUACAUCAGGGAUUUCGAAAACUGCUGAAAGGCAAUUUCUGCCAUAUUAACAUGGUGCAAACGUUAUUGUUGCAGGUACUUAACUGUGAAAGAAUAUUGGCCCGUGUCUUUCAAAAUAUUUGCAGCAAUGUUGGUGUCCUAAAGCAGUCUGAGCGUUCUUCCCGCACAUGUCGUUGGUGGAAUAAAUAGCUUUUGCUUUCUUUUGGUGAUGCAGGUUGUUGAGAAAUACAUUUCCCCCCUGUGUUGCAAGAAUUCAGAUUACUCUGUAUGGCAGAGCUGAGCCAAGCCCUAGGCCAACUUUUUUAUGAUGUGUGUAUUACAUGAACACUAUUUAAAUUCAUUACAAAUUGUGUGGGAUGCCUACUUACAAGUUAGAUUCAAAUGCCUUUAUGAGGCUUUCCUCUGCAGGAAUCUUGGUACCCUUGUUGUUGGAAGGUUCUCCAGUGCCACAAUACUCAGGCUUCCCUGACCAUCUUCAAAGGCAAAAAGCAUUAACCUGCAAUUGGUUACCAUUCAUUGAGCUCUUUCCCCACAAGUAGCACUGGUUACUAGUCAGCCCAAGCCAUCAAAGCCCAGAUGCCAACAUGAAUAAAAUAUUGGGGGGGAGCAGGUAAGCCCAACCCCACAUGAUCAUAUGAUACAGUGCACACACACCAUUUGAAUGGCAAUGCCCAUCAACUUUUGGGGGGGUGACCCCCCCCAAUAUUUUAUUGGGUGGGCAAAGGGACCUCGGCCCCUAGGAGUUGGCUCCUAUGCCAUAUGCUAAUCUAUAGAAAUUGUAAGGCAAAACAUCUAUUCUCUCUACUUGUUGCCUCUCAGAAAAGAACCUGAGAUGAUGUUGGACUUCAGUUCCCAUCAGCCCCAACCAGCACGGUUGAUGGUCAGGGAAGAUAGGCAUUCUAGUCCAACAACAUCUGGAGGGCCACAAGUUUGUUACUGCUGCUCUAGACACAAGGUGUUCUCUCUAUCCAUUAGAAAGAAGGUUCUUUGAAGAAUGUGGCUUGGUCAGGGGCUGGACUAGGAGCCCCACAAAUCCCACUUCUCUAGUGUCUUUGUCCUGCCUUGUCCUGUCAUGGAAUAUUGUAAGUUGUGCUCCUUGACUUUAGGCUAAGGUCUGUUCACAGGUCAGGCUGAAGAAAGAAGUAUCACUUCACAUUUUUGUAAUAUAUUCUUAACUCUACAGGUAUGGCUUCCAUAUUUUUAUGAUCAAAUGGUUUAUAAAUGGAACUCUCCAACUUUUCUUAGACUUUGAUAUAACUCGACACUGUAUGACCUAUGUCUGCCACUCAAGCACCUGUACAGCAAACUGAUUAUCAGUGUGCAUGUUAACAGCUAUGAACUGCAGUGUUGCUACUUGUGAAGAACACCUGGUUUCUUUACCAUCUAGCCUUUUAUAAAUCCACAGGUUUCUUAAGCUUUCUUUGUUUACAUAUCUGUUUUUCACUAAAUGUGACCUUGCAACUCUGAGCCAAUGGGCAAUACCCUGUAUUUUAAAAAAAAUGUAUGAUAAAGGAAAGUUACAAAUUAUUUGUUGUACUGACUUGCAG
Molecule: messenger RNA, 37737 nt
Organism: Podarcis lilfordi (Lilford's wall lizard)
Lineage: Eukaryota; Metazoa; Chordata; Lepidosauria; Squamata; Lacertidae
Source: the annotation of a GenBank genome assembly